This is a messenger RNA of Micromonas pusilla CCMP1545, 1212 nucleotides long. Its product is annotated as cation diffusion facilitator family. Gene Ontology annotation, cellular component: endoplasmic reticulum; membrane. The coding region runs from base 1 to 1212 and encodes 403 amino acids. The record is from RefSeq and is a predicted model, not a curated record. Gene Ontology annotation, biological process: zinc ion transport; transmembrane transport; intracellular zinc ion homeostasis. Gene Ontology annotation, molecular function: monoatomic cation transmembrane transporter activity. NCBI's taxonomy places the organism in Eukaryota, Viridiplantae, Chlorophyta, Mamiellophyceae, Mamiellales, Mamiellaceae. The transcript is spliced from 5 exons.
AUGGCGGUCAAAAUCCCGCGCGGGCUCGGCUCGGCGAGCAAACAAAAGGGAGGCUCAGAGAAAGCCAAAGCCACGGACGCCGACGGCUUCGACGCCGCCAGCGGCAUCUCGCGAGACGCGAAAUCGAAACGCACGGACGCGGCGAACGACGUCCGCGCGCUGCACGCGGUCAACGUCGCCAUCAAGGCGAACACCGCGAUAUUCGCGUGUAAGCUGGGCGCGUACGCCGUCACGGGGUCAUCCGCGAUGCUCGCCGAGGCGGUGCACUCCGUCGCGGACGUCGUGAACCAGGGACUGCUUCACGUCGGGAUAAACAGCAGCACGAGGGCGCCGGACGCGAAGUAUAACUACGGGUACAGAAGAGAGCGGUUCGUGUGGUCGCUCAUAAGCGCGGUGGGCGUGUUCUUCAUGGGCAGCGGCGUCAGCGUCGCGCACGGGGUGCACAGCGCGUGGAACCCGAUGGAAUUGGAGCACAUCUGGAUCGGCCUCGGCGUUUUGGGCGCGUCGGCGGCGAUAGACUCGUACUCUCUCCUCGUCGCCUACCGCGCGCUCGUGGACAACGCCGCGGCGAAAGAGAUGACGCUCAGGGAGUUCGUGGAGAGCGGGCACGACCCGACGUCCGUCGCCGUCGUCGCGGAGGACUUGGCCGCGGUGAGCGGGUGCGCCAUCGCCGCGGGAGCGCUCUUCGCGACGCAGGUCACCGGGAACGCCAUCUUCGACGCGGCGGGCUCAGGCGCGUUCGUAUUUACACUGGUCCCCAUACGACCGCUCGCCGUCGGCGGGCUCCUCGGCCUCACCGCGACGUACCUCAUAAACGCGAACCGCAUGCUGCUGUUGGGGCGGAGCCUGGGGAGCGAGAAGAUGGACCGGAUCCAGCGCGAGAUCCGCGCGGACCCGGUCGUGGAGGAGGUGUACCGCGCCAAGUCGGAGGAACUCGGACCCGGGACGUUUCGAUUCGUCGCCGAGAUUGAAUUCUCCGGGACCAAGGCGCGUUCUAGGUAUCUCGACCAGGGCGACGGCGCGAAGCGCGAGCAGCUGCACGGGAUGUUCAGGGCGGCGGCGGCGCGAGAGGAGCCCGUGGAUUUGGACGCGGCGUUGAAGAUGUACGGGGAGGAGGUCGUCACGGCGGUCGGGGACGAGGUGGAUCGCAUAGAGAAAGCCAUCGUCCGCGUGGAGCCGAGCAUCCAUUACGUCGACUUGGAGACGAACUGA